Molecule: messenger RNA, 3357 nt
Organism: Closterium sp. NIES-65
Lineage: Eukaryota; Viridiplantae; Streptophyta; Zygnematophyceae; Desmidiales; Closteriaceae
Source: the annotation of a GenBank genome assembly
AUGAUUUACGAAGCGGGGAGAGUGCAGAGGGGGGAGCGCAGAAGGGGGAGUGCAGAGGGGGGACUGCAGAGGGGGGAGUAUGGGGCACAGGCCCAUUGGAGUGCUAGACCAGCACACAGCAGCUCCCCUCCCUCCCUUCCCCUAACAGCAGCAGUGGCCUUUUGGGAAAUCUCAGUACUGCCCCCACCCCCUUUCCCCCCCCUCCCCACCUCCUGCCGGCCGAGCCGACUAACCUAUGUCCUGUCCGCCCACGUUCCCCCUGCCCACCACCUACCCGCCGUCGCUGCAUCAGCCCAUUGGAGUGCUAGACCAGCACACAGCAGCUCCUCUCCCUUCCCCUCCCUUCCCCUAACAGCAACAGUGGCCUUUUGUGAAAAUAUCAGAGCUGUCUCACCCCCCCCUCCUCCCCGCCUACCUACCCCCUGCCGGCUAACCUACCUCCUGUCCACCCUCGUUUCCCCUGCCCGCCCCCUACCCGCCCCCUACCCGCCCUCACUGCAUCAGCCCAUUCGAGUGACCAUUCGGGUGGUCGACCAGCUCACGGCAGUGGCAGCUGAAAUCGUUUCCUUCUCCAAGGCACGUAACUGUUCCCUUCCCCUCGCCUCCCCUCGCUUCCCCUCACCCACCCUUCCCUCCCCCUCGCUUCCCCUUACACCCCACCCUUCCCUUCCCCUCGCUUCCCCUUACACCCCAUUCUCCCCCCUUUCUCUCCCGUUCGCAUGUGGAUUCGUCUGUUCUGUCUACCCCAUCUACUACCUUCCAGCACAAGAAGCACCCACCCUGUUCCCUUUGCCUCACACUCCCCUUUCCUUUGAUCACAUCACCCCAACCACCUUUACCUUCCCUUUCCAGGAUAGUGCUGUGGUGGUGUCAGGUGCUGGCACCAGUGGCAGAAUAGCCUUUCAGGUGGUUCUCUGUUUCAACGCUGUGCUCAGGAGAUACGGCCUGCCGCCCUGCUUCCACUUCCUCAUCGCAGGAGGGCUACCUGCAUUGCUGAAGGCGCAGGAGGGCGCGGAGGACAAUCAGGAGGCAGCAGUGGCGGCUCUGAGGCGAGUGGAAGCAAGAGGCAACCCGUGGGGGAAGCCGUGCGGGCGAGUGCUCUAUAUCGGCAUCAGCUGUGGCCUCAGCGCUCCCUACGUGGCAGCACAAGUCAAGUACGCCCUGUCACAGUCGCACUAUGCCGUUGCAGUCAUGGGUUUCAAUCCGCCCUCUCUCGCGCCAAACACCAAGGGUGCUCCAGGCGUGACCUUCCCGUCCGUGCUUUCAGAAAUGAGGGCUCGCAUCGAAGCUGCUGAAGCAGAGGGGACUGCCCCAAGGCACUUCAUCCUCUCUCCUGCUGUUGGCCCGGAGACCGUCACAGGGUCCACGCGGCUCAAGGGCGGCACUGCCACCAAGGUCCUUCUGGAGACCAUCUUCAGCCGGGCUUUUGCCAGAGUGCUGCGCCUGCCCGCCCUUGGAAGCUAUGCAGGAGUGCCCCUUCUGCUCAUCAACCCUCCUCCCGAGCUCACUCCUGACGAUACCACGUCGGUUCGGCGGGCGGCACGGGUAGGCUGGGGCCGAACCGAGGCUGCCCCGGCGGCUCGGUACGGCGAUGUGAUGGCGGCUUAUGAGGGGGCGAUGAGGGGGGUUUACCAGCAAUUACCCGGAAUUGUGGCCCUCACCCGUCUCUUCCAUCGCGCCAUCAGCACUGGCGGCCGGGUCAUGUACAUUGGAGACGACUCACUCGGCCUCGUUGGUCUUAUAGACUCAUCAGAGAAGGUCCCCACCUUUGGGGCACGACCAGGCUCGUUCCUUCCUUCCUUCCAAGCCUUUCAGUCUUCUGCCUCCCUCGCUCUCUCAUCUCCUCUCUGCUCAUCAUCCCCUCUCCCACACAGACGCAUCAGAGCAGACCCAUCAGAGCAGGUUCCCACCUUUGGAGCACGGCCAGGCUCCUUCCAAGCCUUUCCCUGUCCUUACUUACUCUUCUACGCCUCGGAGCAGGUCCCCACCUUUGGAGCGCGGCCGGGCUCGUUCCAAGGCUUCCUCACCUCCACGUGGCACCGCCUGAUUCGUCCGUUGAACCAGCACACAGUCGAUCCCCUGGGCUCAUCUGCUGCUAGUGGCAGCAGCAGCAGCAGCAGCAGCAGGAGAAGCAAGGCAGGGGCUAGGGAAGGGACUGCUGUCCCUUGCUUUGCUAAGUGUCGGUGUGGCUUCCCUGCCGCUCGUCCCCGCUCCGCUAUUCUCGCGCUCAUAUUUUGUUCCUUUCCUCUUUCUUACUCCUCCCUUCCUUCCCGUCCUCUUUCCCAACCACCCCUGCUGUUUCCAUAUCUUCCAGUGCCAACGACACUUGCCAACGACACAAUUCUCCUGUUAGAGUCACACGUGCUACAGCCACAGCUGUUCCCUCUACCGCUCCUCACCGCCCUCCACACACGAGCCAAGCAGGGACUGCUGUCCCUCGCUUUGCUUAGUGUCGGUGUGGCUCCUCACGACCGGCUCUUAAUGGUGUAUGAUGAUGAGGAUGGGGUGGAGGAGGGGAAGGAGCGGGAGGAAGAGGAGGAAGGGGAGGAGAGUGAAGUGGAAGGGAGUGAGGAGGAGGGGGAGGAGGAGGGGAGGGAGGAGGAUGAGGAGGGAGAGGAGGAGGGGGGUGAUCAAGGGGAGAGUGGAGCAGGAGGGCAGGGGGAGGAAGGGGAGGAGGGAGUGGGGGAGGGAGGGGAGGAGGGAGGGGAGGAGGACGAAGAGGAGGAAGGGGGAAGUAGCGAUUCUGGGGUGCUGGUAGGGAGGGAGUUACAAGAGGAGCGAUUGGCUGUAGCUAAGGAGAAGGCAGACGGUGCAUCUGACGAGGGGAUUGAGGAGGACAGUGAGGAGGGGAGUGAGUGGGAGUCGGUGGAUGGGGAUGAAACCGAGCAUGUGCUUCACAUGAAACUGGCCCUCAACGUUGCUAGUAGCGGGGCGCAUGUGCUUUUAGGCAAAGUGUACAGUAACCGCAUGGUGGACCUUAGAGUGAGUAACGAGAAGCUCUUUAAGAGAGCGGUGAGAGUGGUGGGGGAGCUGGCAGGGGUUGGGGCAGAGGAGGCGGAGAGGUGUGUGAGGAGGGCGAUAGUUAUUGCUGAAAGAGAAGAAGGGAUGGAGGGGAGGGAGGGGAUGGAGGAGAGGGCGGGGAGGGUGAAGGGGGAGGUAGGGGAUGAUGAGGGGGUUAGCAUGGGAAGGAAGGUUGAGGAGAUGGUGAGGGUUGGGGCGAAGAUGGAAAGAAUAGUACCCACUGCUAUUCUGCUGGCAGCUGGGUGCUUUGGUGAUGCAGAGAGCGCUAGGAAUGCAGCACUCAGCAACAGGAGUGUCCGAAUGCUAGUUGCUGAUGCGUUGAACAGGAAAACCUAG